CGGAAACUAAAAACUGUGUUACAAACAAAGACCACAGACCGCUCGCACUGGGCCUUUUUGAUCUGGUAGAUUGAAAUUCGCAUGGUAUAGGUAGCUAUUUUAUGUUGAUGAAAACCAAGUAAAAAAAAAUGGUCAAUAAUAUACAAAUUGUUCAUACCAGACAAUGACAGUUUUAUGACAAACACAGAUCAUAAGAGGAUUUACAGCAAGGGAUAAGGAUUAAAUUAAAUCUGGCUCAACAAACUACUAUACACCUGUACAAAAGGAAAUCAUAUUUUAAACUAGGACUAUUUUUGCUGAUGCGUUCAAAGACAAACUAUACUGAGGAUGUUUUACAAUGCGAUUGUAAAUUUGUUCAUAUUGUGAUGAUCAUGGACCUAAUGGCAGUACAACAUGGCCCCAGGGUAAAUUGACUUGUGCUCUUGUCUUUGAUGUUAUCUUGAAUUUAUCAUCCUGAUUAUAUAACCAAAUAAAAUCAUAAUGAUUAACGUAGGACAAUCUGUCACUCAGGCGACAAGAAGAGAUGAGGGCACACGCACAACAACCGAGGUGAGCAGCUCCAGUGGCUCGUCUUUUGAUUCAUCCUCUAGUUCUACAGUGACGGCACAGGGACAUGCUGCCACACAGCCACAUACUCAAGCUGUAAGACCUGACCAUUCAAGUAAUCCACAAACUAAUGUAGCAACAUCUCAGCAUAAUAGUAAUAUGCCUUCCACUCGCCAUAUCACGACACAUGAUCCCAACUCUGGAAUUUUUACAACUCGUGUUGAGAUACGUCAUGAAGCUAUUCCAGACUUACUGCACUCACAUGUUGUGCCAUCACAGCACUCACAUGGGGUGCCAUCGCAGCACUCUCAUGGUGUGCAAUCACAGCACUCACAUGGUGGGCCACCACAGCAAUCAACUCAGGCACCUAUUGUUACUCGACAUGGACAACAAGUAAGACAACCUCCACCUGCACAUCUUCUUAAUCAACGAGGUCAAGUACACGUGCGGCAUCACCCAUCUCGCCAAAUACGACAACAUCAACAACAACAUAGACGGAGAACAAGAUCUCGGUCUCAUAGUAACAGUGAAGAUGAACCUUGUAAGGCUGGAUGCUUGUCAUGUUUAGCAGCCUCUACAUCUUUUCGAUGGAUUUUAGUAAUUUUAUCAUUAUUAGGAGUAUGUUGUGUUGUGACUGGAAUUGUCCUUGCUGCUCUUCAUGCUGCUGGGAAUAGUUUUCUGUUUUUAGCAAUCAUGUUUAUAGGUUUGGGUGUUCUAUUGGUUGUUGUAGUAGCAGUUGGAUGGAAAUGUACACCUAGAGGUCAUGAACCUUUACAUGCAUUGUUUGGUCUUGGUGAUUUUCGAAGGCGGAGAGGGGGUAGAAGAAGAGGACGAAGACGUGGUCAUCAGAGAGGAGAUGAAAGGUGGUAUGGAGGAGUUAUGUACCCUGAAUUUCAGUACCGCAGACCUCCCCCAUCAUACAAUGCAUCAUUACAAGAUUCCUUACAUCAGUUAGCGAUGGCUCAGAGUGCCAUGGACAUGGAAGAAGAUGACAUUCCAGCAGAAGACUAUAGUUUACCAAGUUCUAAUCCUCCGUCCUAUAGAUCUCGUGCCAGUACUGUGAGAACUGGUAUACAGAUAACAUUUCCUCCAAAUCGUGAAGGUCUUCCUAAUUCCAGACCACCUACCUACAGGUCACAUGUUAGUACUCAUCCCUCUCGACCUUCACUACCUCAUGAUAUGGACUCUGCGGGAGGUGAUGUUGCCUUUACUGGUCCCGAUUAUGAUAUAGCUAAUAUUGACGAUGUGAAUAUGUCGCGUACUCACAGUAGACAGCCAUCCACUAGUGCUAAUUCACAUAGUGCUAAUCAGGGAGAACCUCUAGAUCAUAUUGUUCAGCAAACAUUACAAACGUUAGAUGAUGCCACUAUAGAGGGACAACGAAGGAGUAAUGAUGACAAUGAUGAUGAUUACCCACAAUUCACUGCUUUGUAAUAACAUGAUUAGUGUAAUUGGAUCAAGAUCAGGGAUUGUAAAAACAGUCAUGCUUUCUAAACUUGUGAUUCUUGCAAUGGCUCGGAAACAUUCCAAAGUGAUAUCAUAACACACUAAAACAAGAAUUUCUGAAAGUAUCUCUAGGAAAGUUGUCUUUAAGUGGCUCCUAUUGAAAAGAGAGUUUAUCAGAAUCAGCUUUAAAGUAAAGCAACUGAAUUUGUUUCCCAAACAAGAAAGUGUGGAAAGAAAAAGGAGUCCAGGUGGUUCAAAACAUAUCAUAUACUUUCUAUGCAAAUAUAAUUUUUCGUACAAAAAUCAUUGUGAUAUUAUCAUAAUGGCAGCAUUAUAAUUUAAAUACACAAUUCAGUAUUUUCUUUAAGGCUUUCUAAUGUUGUAGUUGGAAAGUUUUAAUAUAACUGUUUUGCUUUAAUGAUAUCGUUUUAUUAAUAAACUAGUAGUAGUUGUGAAGCUGUGCAAUAAAUGGCAAAAGGAUGAAAGUAUAUAGGUGAUUUCUCAUUCCAUUACUUUUAAGAUUUCAGUUUGUUUCGUAAAAAGUGUUAAGUUGUACAUUGAAGGUGCUUAGUGCUAUUUUAGAGCUUUAAGCCUUAUUUCUUAAGUAUGAUUUUACUUAUUUACACAUUGUUGUAAAUGUGUUAAUUAUUUUACGAUUAGGAUCAAAAUCUUUUAUUAUCAAUAGUUUUAAAAGUCAUGUGUAAGCUUUUUUAAACAGAAAUGUUUUUAGAAUAAUUUCAAUGUAAUGUAUUGUAGAAUAUCUGAAAGUAAAUGCUCUAUGCCUGAAAGGCAAACAAUAUCUAGAUGUUCUUAACUUUAAUAUUACAUUGCCUUUUUUGCCAUAGCUUAUGUAAAUAUGAUCUAGAUAAAUAGACAAGUCAUACCUAUAAACAACAUCAAAGUAAAGAUAAAUUCAUGCAUUUUAAUUAAAGCAGGUGCCCUCUUACAGCUACCAUUAGGUUGAUUAUUAGAGUUCUCAUCAUUACUAUUGAUUUACAAUUCUUUGUGUAUAGCAGAUACUGUGAUGGUGAAAUAACAUAUCAUGUGACAUAUCAUGUGUUCAAGUCUUUCAAAACAAGGAUAUUUCUUACAAGCGUUCAAAACAAGGAUAUUUCUUACAAGCGUUCAAAUAUUUCUUACAAGCGUUCAAAACAAGGAUAUUUCUUACAAGAGUUCAAAACAAGGAUAUUUCUUACAAGCGUUCAAAUAUUUCUUACAAUCGUUCAAAACAAGGAUAUUUCUGACAAGCGUUCAAAACAAGGAUAUUUCUCACAAGCGUUGUAUAUCAGUUUUGUUUAAUUAGUUGUUUCAAGAUAUAUAGUGUUAUUAUGAUCUUUUUACAAUACCUGUACAUCAUUGUUUAACACAUUUCAUAAAACAUUCCAAUAUCAAGAAUAUAUAAUAUAUUUUCAUGUAUAGAAAGAAGUAACUUUUAUAGACAUUAGGAUCCCCAUCACAAAUAUUUUAAUAUUUUUAUAGGCUUUGUUAUGAAGGAAUUUUUACGACAUAGGUUGUCCCCUACAACCAUCUAUUAUUUAUUUCUUGACUUUUUUAUGAACUUUUACACUAUAUUUGGUUCAAGGAUCCUUUGGCUUCUUACACAAAGUCCACUUUCAUGUGAAAAUUUUAGAACAAGUUCUCUUUUAUUGCCUUUAUUUAACAACACAGUAUCGCCUUUUAACGAGUGUUUUUAUUUCUAUCAACCUGUAAGGUUAAGAUAUUUGACAUGAAUCAAAACACAUAUUUUCUUUUUCUAUCUGGUCAAAGUUGCAAUCAGAAAUAUAAAAAAAAGUCUAGCUUUAUACUAUUGAUAAAUUUAGAAGGACCAGUAAAUGCAAUCAAUUCAAUAGCUCCAAUUGACAAAUUAAAACUUGCGAAUGUGAAAUUACUAUUCUCUGAUCUCAACUAUACCCUGCCUAUACUAAAGAGCCAAAAAUUUGACUUUCCAUAGAUCUGAUCUUCAAUGAAUUCCAUAGGAUAGACUAUCUGUGAUUAAUGAAAUAUCUCAGCAUAUCAACAUGAUGUAAUAUUUUAUCAUAAUAAUUAAGCUGGUAUUGUUUGGUAAACCUGUUGUCAUCAUAUGUACACAAUACCAAGGGAGAUUAUUCUUUGUAAUUUUGUAAUUUGGUUUUGUUAAGCCAUGGUUUAAAAAAAAACACAAUGGGCUUGUCUUUUGUUGUCUCUAUCUUUUUUUGUAAGGAAAUAUACCUGUCUCAAUAUACUGGAGUAUGGCAAAAAUUUGUAAAAUAUUUAUUGUACAUACAUGUAUGUACUCUUUGCCAUUUAGGAUUUUUGUUUCUCAAUCCUUUAUACAUUUAAAUUGGUGCAUCAGCUUUUU
Molecule: messenger RNA, 4330 nt
Organism: Mytilus trossulus (common blue mussel)
Lineage: Eukaryota; Metazoa; Mollusca; Bivalvia; Mytilida; Mytilidae
Exons: 4
Coding region: 481-1980 (499 amino acids)
Source: RefSeq, a predicted model, not a curated record